UCACGUUUCACCCCCAGCCAAUGGGAGCGCGCCGUUUCGCGCAUGGCCCGAAAGCCUUUUCUGAGCUCUGUCGAGGCUCGCCAGUUCGGGCGAGGUGUUCCCAGGUGUGCAAGUACCCGCCAACACAAACAAAGGCACACUCGGACGCACCAUGCUGACAGCCCAAAACCAAUACAUAUCAAAUACCGCACUGAUUAACUAUUAAACUAAAACUUAAUAUACUUAAUUAUAAACUAAACUUUAAAUACUCGAGCUAUUUUACGAGAAAACAAUUUUUGGAUUGAAAGUUUUAGUAGCUAAAUUUGGGGGUAUUUUGAAGGGGGUUUAGUUCGUGGGGGGUGGUUUGAAGUGUCGACCGUGGAGGCGGAAGGCGGCGCGCUGUUGGGGCGGCUGGGGGGCGCGCUUCGGGGGGGCGCAGCCGCCGCGUCGCCCGCCAGGGUCGCCAGCUCCAUCAGGGGCUACCUCACCAACAAGGUCGGCUCGCUGCAGCUCAGGGAUACAGGUUCCAAACUCCUAAUCGAGGGUCCCGCUGAAGGAAGACGCGUAAAUGUGUGAGCGACACGCAAAUAACUCAGCGAGGGCAACUCUAGCCCUCCCCUGAAGAUGUGCACAGCGUCCCACAACAGAUAGAAUCAUAUAAAAGUUAUUCAAAGAAUCCAAGAUGGCGGAGGGACCACAGACGAUAUGGCAGAAGAUCGACAACGCGGUCAUCCCCAUGGUGAACCUGGAGGUGCGGGAGGUGCGCGAGAUCCUCUGGGAGAAGAUCAAGGAGCCGACCUCGCAGAGGAAGAUCAUCCUGGUCAUCGUGUCGAUAGCGCUGUUGCUCGACAACAUGCUGUACAUGGUGAUCGUGCCCAUCAUCCCCGACUACCUGAGGUACAUCGGCGCGUGGGGCGAGGCGGGCUACGACCACGUGGUCACGCUGGCGCCCUACAGGGAGGGCAAUAGGACCAUCACACCGACCAAAAUCAUCCCAGCAUCACAUGAGGGUCAAGACUCAGCCACAGGUGUCUUGUUCGCCUCUAAAGCUAUCGUACAGCUCAUGAUUAACCCAUUCUCUGGUGCCUUAAUCGACCGCAUCGGGUAUGACGUACCCAUGAUGAUCGGACUCAUCAUUAUGUUCCUCUCCACAUCGAUCUUCGCCUGCGGUCGGAGCUACAGUAUGUUAUUCUUCGCGAGAAGUUUGCAGGGCGUAGGGUCUGCCUUCGCGGACACUUCAGGCCUGGCGAUGAUAGCUGAUAGGUUUACUGAAGAAAAUGAAAGAUCUAAAGCCCUUGGUAUUGCGCUGGCCUUCAUCAGCUUUGGUUGCCUCGUUGCUCCACCAUUCGGCGGUGCGUUAUACCAAUUUGCAGGAAAGGAGGUUCCAUUCUUGAUUCUCGCAUUAAUAUCAUUGAUGGACGGGUUUAUGCUGUUGCUUGUGAUGAAACCACUGAAGACGCAGCUGAAAGAAGCUAGAGAGCCCAAACCUCCCAGCACUCCCAUCUGGAGGCUGUUGAUGGAUCCUUACAUCGCUGUCUGCGCGGGCGCCCUUAUGAUGUCCAAUGUUGCGUUAGCGUUCCUGGAACCAACCAUUUCGCUUUGGAUGGAGGAUAAUCUUACCAAAGACAACUGGAAGAUUGGUAUGAUUUGGUUGCCAGCUUUCUUCCCUCACGUGCUUGGUGUCAUCAUUACCGUAAAGAUGGCAAGAAAGUACCCUCAGCAGCAGUGGCUGAUGGCCGCCGGAGGAUUAGCGCUGGAAGGUCUGUGUUGUUUCAUAAUACCUUUUGCGAAUUCAUACAAAAUGUUGAUGAUCCCCAUCUGUGGUAUUUGCUUUGGAAUCGCCCUCAUCGACACAGCCUUACUACCAACACUCGGGUACUUGGUGGACGUGAGAUAUUCAUCUGUGUACGGGAGCAUCUAUGCGAUCGCCGACAUAUCCUACUCGUUCGCAUACGCCGUUGGACCAAUCAUCGCUGGAGAAGUAGUCGAGGCUAUAGGAUUCACAGCUCUGAACUUGUUCAUCGCCUUCAGCAAUUUAUUAUACGCGCCAGUGCUCAUGUAUCUCCGGCAUAUCUACGACUUCAAACCAUUUGAGAAUGAAGCUAAUAUCCUCAUGGCUGACCCGCCAGAUAAGGAAUACCAAACAUAUAGCCUGCAAGACCAGAGGCCUGUGAACGGCGAGUACAAGAAUCAUCUAGAGUACUCGAACGUGUCCGGUCAGGUGGCCGGCACUGAGGAGUCUAAUAUUGAUGCGGGAGCUGGUGGAUACAAUUAUGACCAGUCGUAUCAAGGUGGGUAUCAGAAUUACAGCCAGGGGUACGAGCAGCAGCAGCAGCCGCAGCAGGGCUACCAGCAAGAGUACCAGGAGCAGUACAGUCAGCAGAGGCAGUUGCCGGCACAGCCGCAGCCCACAGCCAGCAACCCCUUCAGGGCGGGAGGUGCGCCCGCGCCCGCCCCCGCCCCGGCCCCCGCGCCUCAGCCGACCAUAAAGAACCCCUUCAGGCAAGGCUUCUAAUUCGCUCCAAAAUCAGUGUUGUUGUCGAUAUUUUUGAAUUUACUUGUUGUGUAAUUAUAAAUGUCCUAUUUGGGUAGACGCCAACUGUUAAAUAGAUUUGCUUGCGUUGUGCACUUACGACCAAUGUUACAAAUUCAAUACCUAGGAACGAAUAGCACGAUUUUUAAAGGUUAAUCAUUAUAAUAUUUUCUUAAAAGGUUACAUGAAUGUAACCUUCAAAGUGAAGUGUAGCAUCGCGAGCAAAUGUAAUGUGACAGUUGGCACUAGAACUUCGAUCACUGAGCCGUAAUAUAUCGGCGAGUUAUUUAAUGUCAGAUAGAUGUCUAUUACCUAGCUGUGCUUGUAAUGUAGACUAUUUAUCGGGUGAACUAACAAUGGUUGUUUUGGAUGGUAACGAGUAACGUUUGAGAAUUGAAUGUUGAUAAAGAUGGAAGAAUACGAAAAGAGACAGGCAGGUACGUUCUAGAAAGAAGUGCGUAGCAAAAUAUAAAGUGGUAGUUUUGAGUAAAGUACGAUAACUAAACAACGAAAAGUUGAGGGUAAAAAAUCGAUUGCUAUUACGGAAAUUUUAUAACUUUUAUAUGACACCAGGGUAACAUGGCUUGAGCUUGUUUAAAUGACUUGAAUUCAAGGUUUCGCAUUUGUAACCUAUGUAAACAUUAUUGAAAUUUUAAAAUCAAAUUGACUCAAGUCAAAAUAAAUUGCCAUGUGUGCUAUGUAAACAUUAUUGAAAUUUUAAUAUCAAAUUGACUCAAGUCAAAAUAAAUUGCCAUGUGUGCAAUACAGAUCCCUUGAAUAUUAUGAAUGAAUUAAAGUUUUAAGUAAAAACUACUUUGGUAAAUAACAAUACUACUGAAGUUGAGAACAAAAUUUUGUAUCAUAAAGUGCGUGUUAAAGUGGGAUAUAGAGGUAUCUGUAAAAUGCCAUCUGGCUCGGAAGGUUACAAGUUCGAUAGCGACAUAAUUCAAGGGCAUGUCAGUUGUCACCCAAAAUGGCCAUUGUUGUCACCCGUUGUUUUCUUGUUGAUAUUGUUCUGAUAUAAAUACAACUGUUAUGCCUUCUAAUAGUAUAUAGAAUUAUAUCUGAUGUGAGAAUAUAUAAACUAUAUUAUAAUCAGUAAGGAAAUAAAAGAGUGUGGAAACAUAGCAAAACGCUGAUAAAUAUGUACUAUAUGUAC
Helicoverpa armigera (cotton bollworm) is the source of this 3671-nucleotide messenger RNA. It is a transcript of the gene VAChT, whose product is annotated as Vesicular acetylcholine transporter. The record is from RefSeq and is a predicted model, not a curated record. NCBI's taxonomy places the organism in Eukaryota, Metazoa, Arthropoda, Insecta, Lepidoptera, Noctuidae. Gene Ontology annotation, molecular function: xenobiotic transmembrane transporter activity; acetylcholine transmembrane transporter activity. Gene Ontology annotation, biological process: xenobiotic transport; transmembrane transport; chemical synaptic transmission. The transcript has 3 exons. The coding region runs from base 662 to 2494 and encodes 610 amino acids. Gene Ontology annotation, cellular component: membrane; AP-1 adaptor complex; AP-2 adaptor complex.